AUGGAGCAAGAGCAAAAGGCAGGCAGAGUCGAGGGGAUCCGAAGUCUGCCGGCGCCGGCGCCAGUGCCGGCGGCAGGCAGGCCGGCAUGCCGGCAGUGCCGGACUGCCCCUGGAGCAGGAUUCUGCAGGCAGGCCGGCAUGCCGGCAGUGCCGGACUGCCCCUGGAGCAGUAUUCUGCAGGCUGCCGGCAUGCCGGCAGUGCCGGACUGCCCCUUGGGCAUAAUUCUGCAGGCUUCCGGCAUGCCGGCAGUGCCCCUGGAGCAGGAUUCUGCAGGCUGCCGGCAUGCCGGCAGUGCCGGACUGCCCCUUGGGCAUAAUUCUGCAGGCUUCCGGCAUGCCGGCAGUGCCGGACUACCCCUGGAGCAGGAUUCUGCCGGCACGCCGGCAGUGCCGGACUGCCCCUUGGGCAGAAUUCUGCAGGCUUCCAGCAUGCCGGCAGUGCCCCUGGAGCAGGAUUCUGCAGGCUGCCGGCAUGCCGGCAGUGCCGGACUACCCCUGGAGCAGGAUUCUGCCGGCACGUCGGCAGUGCCGGACUGCCCCUGGAGCAGGACCCUGCAGGCUGCCGGCAUGCCGGCAGUGCCGGACUGCCCCUGGAACAGAGUUCUGCCGGCACGCCGGCAGUGCCGGACUGCCCCUAGAGCAGGAUUCUGCAGGCUGCCGGCAUGCCGGACUGCCUCCGGAGCAGGAUUCUGCCGGCUGCCGGCAGUGCCGGACUGCCCCUGGAGCAGGAUUCCGCAGGCUGCCGGCAUGCCGGCCGUUGCCGGCGUGCUGGUUCCCUUAAACGGUCACCUUAGGGUGGACCAAGGGGCUGUUACCCCGCCGGUUAGAUCCGCGUAG
This is a messenger RNA of Coccomyxa subellipsoidea C-169, 837 nucleotides long. RefSeq lists its product as hypothetical. The transcript has 2 exons. The record is from RefSeq and is a predicted model, not a curated record. NCBI's taxonomy places the organism in Eukaryota, Viridiplantae, Chlorophyta, Trebouxiophyceae, Coccomyxaceae. The coding region runs from base 1 to 837 and encodes 278 amino acids.